UGGCUACCUUACCCUGAGGCCAGAUGGGGGACUUCCCUGCUCAGGUGUGCGGGGAUAUAUAGCCCACCUUACCUGCCUGCUGAUCACUUCAUCACCCACAGUCUCUGGUACACCCACGUGCUUUCUCUCUCUCUCUUUUUCCCUCAGUACAACAGCUAACAUGACAAGCGGAAACAGCGGUGUGUUGGCUGUCCUGAUUAUAAUAGCGUCGAUGAUAGCCUACACAACACAACACCAUUCCCAUUCCAAGAUCUCCGUUGUCUCCUACCGCACUCCAGACGCCAGUGUCUGGGUUAAACAGAGUCACGAAGGCUUAAAAUAUGGCAGAGGAGGAAGUAGGAGACGUACUGAAGGAGUUGGCAGCAAGGGAGGAAGUUACGGUGGGCAGAAAAUACCAUCUUUAAUAUUUGAUGGAAGUGACCUUCAACUUGCCGCGUCACUUCCCAAAUUAGACAGUGUUCUUGUGGGUGGUGGUGUUACUGGUGGGGUGGAAGGUAGUGGCGUCGGAGGUGGAGUACAUAGUGGAGUAAGUAGUGGCGUAAUUGGUGGAGAAAGUAAUGGCGUAGUUAGUGGAGUGAAUAGUGACGUAGUUAGUGGAGUGAAUAGUGACGUAGUUAGUGGAGUAAGUAUUGGCGAAGGAGGCAUAGAAAACAUUGCCAUAGGAAAGGACUCAAGUAGAGGCGCGGAGGCUGCAGCAGAAGGUGCAGGGUGUCGGUACUACUGCAGGACACCGACAGCCGCCAUCUACUGCUGCGAGGAGGACACUGACCCAGCCACACGCCCUGAAGUGAAGUCAGGAGGAGUAUGCCCAGCUCCUGAGACACAAUGCUCACCUGAUCCACAACCCAUCCCCUGUAGCAAUGACUCCCGCUGCCCUGGCGAAGAGAAAUGCUGCUUCGAUGUCUGCCACGAGCGUCACAUCUGUGUGCCCUCCACCUUCUUCUAGCAGCAACACUGACAGCGUAUCAGCGAUCACUUUUCGCGGCGAAAAGUUCGCCUCCCUCCUUAGGCAAUCAAUAAUCAUCCAUAUAACAAUAUAAAUUUUUUCUAUUCGUCUUAAAAUCUAUUUAUAUAAAAUAUUAAAAUAUUCGAUUAAAAAUUUCGAGGUGUCUAAUGUUAUACAGUAAUGUUGCCGUAUUUUUAUGAUUAACCCAACAAUCCUAAGUCUAGUAUUAUUGUGUGGCAUUAUUUAUGAUUAAAGCAUUUUUAUAAUAUAAAUGAAGGUGUAUUA
Molecule: messenger RNA, 1231 nt
Organism: Homarus americanus (American lobster)
Lineage: Eukaryota; Metazoa; Arthropoda; Malacostraca; Decapoda; Nephropidae
Exons: 3
Coding region: 161-946 (261 amino acids)
Cellular component (GO): extracellular region
Molecular function (GO): peptidase inhibitor activity
Source: RefSeq, a predicted model, not a curated record